AUGGUUGGCAUCCUGCGCCCUCCCGCAGGAAAUGUCCCCGACAAACCAGGUAGAAGAAAGCCCUCCUCCAGAGGCCACCACAAGUACGUCGGUGUCCGCCAGCGUCCUUCAGGACGUUGGGUUGCUGAGAUCAAGGACUCUAUCCAGAAGGUCAGGCUUUGGCUAGGCACUUUCGACACAGCCGAGGAUGCUGCUCGAGCUUAUGACGAAGCUGCUAGGAACCUCAGAGGAGUCAACGCCAGGACCAACUUUGAUCCUCCUCUUUCCGGCCGAACCCGUCUGUUUGAAAACUCCGAGCCAUUUGAUUUCGAACGAGUUAGGGAGCCUGAAGGUGGUGGUGAUAUGCUAGGGGCACUCCUCGCCAAGCUGUCCCAAGGAAAGAAGAAGAACACCAACAAUUCCCUGUCCUCAUCAGUUAUGCCGAAAAGAUCUAUGCUGAAUCUUGGUCGUCCAUCAGUUUAUAACAACACAGUGACAGAUAGUUGCAGAACGGAUCAUAAUCGUGAUUCAGAUACAGCUGAUCACCAAGUUGUGUUUCAGAACCCGAGCUCAAGCAAUACAGCCAUAACAUGGCCAGAACCAGAACCAGAACCAGAAUCGGUCUGUGAAGUACUGGGUUGGGUCCAGGAUGACAUGUACAUUAAUCCUAGCCAUGGCCAUGUCCAUGUCCAGCAGGAAGAAGAUCACCAUAACCUGUUUAACAAUAAUAACAUGUGGACAAUUUCAGAGGGUUUCGCCAAUUCUUCAGGAAAUACAUGGACGAACAACUGCUUUGGUGAUAAUAGUGUAAUCGAGCAUCAUCAACAUAUCGAGAACUACACAAGUAGUAAUUGGGUAGGAGGAUCUAUUACUACAACUACUACUACUAGCUGUUGGGAUCCCUUGUUGUAUGCAUCCUCUAUUCUUGGUUAG
Molecule: messenger RNA, 912 nt
Organism: Impatiens glandulifera
Lineage: Eukaryota; Viridiplantae; Streptophyta; Magnoliopsida; Ericales; Balsaminaceae
Product: ethylene-responsive transcription factor ERF087-like
Exons: 1
Coding region: 1-912 (303 amino acids)
Biological process (GO): regulation of DNA-templated transcription
Molecular function (GO): DNA-binding transcription factor activity; DNA binding
Source: RefSeq, a predicted model, not a curated record